CCUGUAUUGACAUUAAUUGUCGUUUACAAAUGUCAAGUGAAUUCAUUUAUUUUUAUUUACACAUUUCAAAACCAUUUUCGCCCGACCUUUCCAAAUUUUCAGUAAAAACUAAUGCACAAAAAUAAAAAAUGGUUCGAACACAAAUAGGUCCUGGACCAGGAAAAUAUCUGCUACCCCCACUAGUCGGUUACAAAGACCAUGACCCUAGCAAAUACCGCAAUCCUCAGUACUCCAUGGGGUCUAAACUACCUCUGAGUCGCAAAGACCUCGGGCCGGGCCCUAAGUACAACACCGAAUACAUGACAAACUACGGCAAAGCCCACCCUCCUGCGUACUCCCUGGCAUCCAGACCCAACCCAUUAGGCGCAUUUCAGGGGCCGGGGCCUGCAGCUUACGACCUGCAAAAUGCCCCCAGGAUGAAAGAACCGCGACCUCCGGCUUACUCAAUGUCGUCGAGACACCAAGCUGGGAAAGGUUUCGUCACCCCUGGACCUAAUAAUUACGAUAUUCCCACAACUCUGGGGCCUAAAGUGCCCGAUAAGCAUGCAAAUGGGGCUUUCAGCAUGUCAGACAGAUACAAGCAAAGCUCUAAGGAACAAUCCCCCGGCCCUGCGAAAUACGACCCUACUUCUCCCAACUCUUACAAAAAUAAGCCACCUGCUUAUUCCAUGUCAAUAAAACACAAAGCACUACAAGAUAGGGGGACCUACCCCGGCCCUAGUAAUUAUUAUCCCAAACUGCCAGGAAAAGGUGGCUUUUCGUUUGGCUUGAAGACUGAUAAUCCUCCUUAUAUAACACCAGAUGAUGACAUGCCAUGUGUAAACAAAUAAACUAUUUUUUAUAUAAAAGUUUUUAUUCCU
Molecule: messenger RNA, 860 nt
Organism: Tribolium madens (black flour beetle)
Lineage: Eukaryota; Metazoa; Arthropoda; Insecta; Coleoptera; Tenebrionidae
Product: outer dense fiber protein 3-like
Exons: 3
Coding region: 129-830 (233 amino acids)
Cellular component (GO): cytoskeleton
Source: RefSeq, a predicted model, not a curated record